UUUUUUUUGUAGUGACGCUGCAACUCACUAGUGGGCUGAAACUGCUUGUGCUGCUCUCAAAAGAGACAGAAUACCGAUGCUUCAUUCUCUAAAGCCACUGGAUGUACCAAAGGCGCGACCUGCGCUAACAUGAAACAUGAGAUCAUAACUAUUUCUGCAAAAAAGCAAGCAGAUGGAACCGACCACACAUGUGUCGGACAUUGUGUGUCGCGAUAUGGCGCCAUUUUUGCGCAAUAUGUGAUAGCCCUUGUGGUAUAUCUGCGCGCACCACCAGUACAUAAACGCCUGCCAUCCAACAGUAAAGAUGUCGCUGAAUCGCUGAAAAUCGUAACCACCAAAUCUAGUACAUACCACCCAAUAACCAAAACCAUUCCAAUAUCAUAACCACCAAUCCUA
Messenger RNA from Bipolaris sorokiniana ND90Pr, 396 nucleotides. RefSeq lists its product as uncharacterized. The transcript has a single exon. Lineage: Eukaryota; Fungi; Ascomycota; Dothideomycetes; Pleosporales; Pleosporaceae. The coding region runs from base 130 to 384 and encodes 84 amino acids. The record is from RefSeq and is a predicted model, not a curated record.